UGGACUGGUGAAGGCCUAUAAAACACACUUACCUCCAGUUUUGUGUAUGCUUGGAUUUGUGGAUUUUGUGUGGUGGUUUGAGAACGUGAACAUUGGGUUUUUGGAGUGCUUGUGGGGUUUUUUUGGGGAUCAUGGAUCAAAGUUGGAUAAGGUUACCCUUGCCAGUAAUCAUCUUGUUGUUUUGGGGGAAUGCUGAUGGAUUUAAAAAUGGAGUGUAUUCUGAUACCCAUCUUGGGUGGGUUCAGCCUUCUGAUGCUUUCUCACCUCAUGCAGUCCAGUCUUCUAUGUCAGAGGUCCAUGUGACUGAGAAUUCACCUGUUGAAGAAGUGGGCCCCAGUUUGUUCCCUAACAAACCCCUGAAAAGCAAGUCUAAGCUGAAUCUACUUCAGUUUGUCAAAGGUGGUUCCAGUAGCUAUCAGUCAACAUCCCAUGCCCAAACUGUUCAAAGCAGCUCUGGCUCCGCUUCCUUGCCUCAGGCCCUGAAUCAACAGCCUUCAAGCAGUUUGGCAUCCUUUGGAUCAGCUGUUGCUGGUGGAUUUAGUUUGGGGACUCAAUAUGCCGCAAGUGGUUCUGGACAAGUUGUUUCUACCCUAGGAGAGGGUAGUAGCUACCCUGCUAAGCUUGGUGUUUCUGGCCAAUCCUCCAGUGAUGCUUUGCAUGUGUCCAGCUCCCAGGAACCCUCUGUUCAACUGGCAGGAGCCUCUUUGCCCAUCUUCUCUAAGAGGUCCCUUACAGCAGUUCAUCUGCUCCAGGUGCCAUCUCCACUUCUCGAAGUAGCCCUGCACUAUCAGUAAGCUUGGGUCAACCUGUAUCUUCUCAGAGUGAAGUUGGUUACAGUGGUUUAUCUCGAGGGGCCUCUAAUCUGUAUACCCCAUACUCCAAUACCAUGCUCAGUUCUUCCAUUUCUAGCCAGUCCACAAAUGUUCAGAGUUCCCCUAGUGUGUCUACAAGCACCCAGAGCAGGUCUGGCACUCAGUUGGCAACUUCCAGUUAUUUUAUCCCUGUGCAAGGAGGUAGUAGCUCCGUUAGUGUCUCUCUCAAGCCCCAGGGCACUCUGGGUCAGUAUGCUCCCAUGUCUCCUACCAAAUAUGUAAGUGCUCCCCAAGCAACCACAAAUAGUGGGUCUUCCCAUAGCGCAGGAUCACCGGUUAGUCCUCUCUCUCAAAUGGGAGCUUCUGGUCAGUUUACAUCUCGGGGAGGGUACUAUUACAGGGGAUUGCUUCCACAGUCUCAAGCUAGCUCUAGUCAAUAUGCUCUUGGCUACUCCAAGCCCAUUUCCUCACCCCAGAGCGAUUCCAGUCAGUCCACUAGUGUCUUGAGUUCCAGUAAGCAAUAUAGCUCUGCCUCUAAGGGCAGCUCUGGGGCUCAGUUUGGGGCCUCUACUGGUUUUGCCUCGCAGGGAACAAGCAGCUCUUCCAGUGGUUCUGUCCAGUCUCAAGGUACCACAAGUCAGUUUGCCCCUGGGUCUCCAUCCUCCUAUCUAGGUUUAUCAUUGUCCUCACCCCAAGCUGGUCCAUCUACUAAUGUUCAGGGUUCUCUGAAGCGGCUGGCUUCUACCUUCGUAGGCAGCUCUGGCACCCAGGCAGGGUCCUCUACUGCCAUCCUGCAGGGAAGCCCUGCUUAUGGUGGAUCAUCUCAACCUCAAGAUACCACAAUUUGGUCUGUCCCUGGACCUCAUUCCUCCUAUGCAAGUGCAUCACUGUCUUCACCCCAAGCUGGUCCAUCUACUGUUCAGGGUUCUCGUAAGCGGCUUACCUCUACCUACAUGGGCAGCUCUGGCACCCAGGCAGGAUCAUCCAGCUUCACUCUACAGGGAAUUGGUACUUAUGGUGGAUCACCUAGGCCUCAAGAUGCUGCUAGCCAGUUUUCCCCUGGGUCUCCAUCCUCAUAUCCAGGUUUAUCACAGUCUUCACCCAAAGGUGUUGCCAGUCAAUCUAGUUCACAGAAGCGAUUUACCUCUGCCUACCAGGGCAGCUCUGGGGCUCAGUUUGGGGUCUCUACUGGUUUUGCCUCACAGGGAAUGAGCAGCUCUUCCAGUGGUUCUGUCCAGUCUCAAGGUACCACAAGUCAGUUUGCCCCUGGGUCUCCAUCCUCCUAUCUAGGUUUAUCAUUGUCCUCACCCCAAGCUGGUCCAUCUACUAAUGUUCAGGGUUCUCUGAAGCGGCUGGCUUCUACCUUCGUAGGCAGCUCUGGCACCCAGGCAGGGUCCUCUACUGCCAUCCUGCAGGGAAGCACUGCUUAUGGUGGAUCAUCUCAACCUCGAGAUACAACAAGUUGGUCUGCCCCUGGACCUCAUUCCUCCCACGCAAGUGCAUCACCAUUUUCACCCCAAGCUGGUCCAUCUACUGUUCAGGCUUCUCAGAAGCAGUUUACAUCUGCCUACCAGGGCAGCUCUGGGGCUCAGUUUGGGGCCUCUACUGGUUUUGCCUCGCAGGGAACAAGCAGCUCUUCCAGUGGUUCUGUCCAGUCUCAAGGUACCACAAGUCAGUUUGCCCCUGGGUCUUACUCAUAUGCAGGUGUUUCACUGUCCUCCCCACAAGCUGGUCCAUCUACUGUUCAGGGUCCUUGGAAGCCGCUUACCUCUACCUUCACAGGCAGCUCUGGCACCCAGGUGGGGUCCUCUACUCCCUUCACCCUGCAUGGAAGUCCUGCUUAUGGUGGAUCACAUCAGCCUCAAGAUAUGGCAAGUCCACUUGCCCCUAGCUUUCCAUAUGAAGGCUUAUACUGCAACUGUGUGUUGUCACCCCAAGGUGUAGACCGGUCCUCUACUGUUCUGAGUUCACAGAAGCCUUUUAUCUCUAGCUAUGGAACCCAGUCAGGGUCUUCUACUCCCUUCACCCUGCAAGGAAGUAUCACUUAUGAUGGAUCACCACAGCCUCAAGGUACUGCUAGUCAAUUUGCCCUCAUUUCUUCCUCCUAUCCAAGUGUUUUAUCCCCAUCCCAAGGUGUUGCCAGUCAGUCUAUUAGGGGCUCUCUGAAGAAGCUUUCCUCUACCUUCGCAGGCAGCUCUGGCACCCAGGCAGGGUCCUCUACUGCUAUCCUGCAGGGAAGCACUGCUUAUGGUGGAUCAGUUCAACCUCAAGACGUUACAAGUCAGUCUGCCCCUGGACCUCAUUCCUCCUAUACGAGUGCAUCACUGUCCUCACCCCAAGCUGUUGCUAGUCCUGGUUCAUGGAAGCAGUUUAUCUCUACCUCCACAGGUAGCACUGGUAAAAGACGCUGGUAAACUGGUGCAUGUCUUUUUCAGAAUUGAAACUCUAAUAAAGGUUUGAAGCUAA
Messenger RNA from Cyprinus carpio (common carp), 3278 nucleotides. RefSeq lists its product as uncharacterized. The record is from RefSeq and is a predicted model, not a curated record. Lineage: Eukaryota; Metazoa; Chordata; Actinopteri; Cypriniformes; Cyprinidae.